Humulus lupulus (European hop) is the source of this 417-nucleotide messenger RNA. RefSeq lists its product as uncharacterized. Bases 1 to 417 code for a protein of 138 amino acids. The transcript has 2 exons. NCBI's taxonomy places the organism in Eukaryota, Viridiplantae, Streptophyta, Magnoliopsida, Rosales, Cannabaceae. The record is from RefSeq and is a predicted model, not a curated record.
AUGAAGACCAACCAGAUUCUCAUCCGUGCACUGAACGAAAUACUCAGUGGUGUUCUAACCAUGAGCCCUGAUUGGCGUCGUUCUGAGGAGAUUGAUGCUAAUCAUGCUGAGGAAAUCAAAGCAUGCAAGCAGAGGGCCAAAACAUCUGAAGAAAAGGCCAAAGCAUGCGAGGAGCAGGUCGCCCGUCUGAGCGAAGAGCUAAGAAAAAGCCAAGAAGCGGUGGCCAAGGUUACUACAAGCAAAAACGAGUUCAAGGAAGCUUCGGAGAUCAACUUCAAAGAAGAGACCAAACUUCAGAAUGAGCUGGUGGCCAGUCGGCAGGAAGUCACCGAGCUGGAGGGGCGAGUAAAGCAGCUCGAGGAAACAAAUGCUCGGAACUUGGAGAAGUUCAAAGGGGAAACUUUCAACUGCUUCUAA